AGUUAAGAAACGUUUCUUACAAAAUGAACACCUACUUACAACAAUGUCGACGUGUUAUGAAAAAUGCAGUAAGCAAAAUCGCAGUCAUUGGUAACGAAAGUUGCGAUUUAGAUUCGGCAGUGAGUGCGAUUGCUUUCGCAUUCCACCUACAACAUGUGCCAUCAUUAUUAGGCGAAUGGUACAAACAAGAUAGUACCACAGUGUUUCCGGUACUGAAUGUGGCCCGUGCCGAGUUGCCGUUAAAAACGGAAGUAACGUACUUCAUCAAGCGGCACGGAAUUAUGCUAGAGGAUUUGAUUUGCCGUGAUGAGAUCGAUUGGAACAGUGAACAUACAGCGCUAAACAUUAUUCUCGUAGAUCAUCACGUCACAAAACUGCAGAAAACCAUUAUCGGUAUCGUCGAUCAUCGGCCGAUCGAAUCGAAUGCCCGUUUCAAUCCAAGCGCUUUCAAGACGAUCGAACUCGUUGGAUCAUGUGCAACUUUAGUAGGGCGUGAAAUUUUCAACCAAGCUACAGCAACGAUACAAGAAUUACCGGAAGGGUAUGGCGUAGCUUUAGAACUGCUCUAUGGGGCCAUCGUGUUGGACACGGUUAACUUUUCCAAACAGGCCGACAAAGCUAAACCACUCGACUACGAAGUUGCGGCAAAAAUUGAGGCACAUAUCAACGUUCCGGAAGAAAAUCGUCCAGCGCACAGAGAACAACUUUUCCAAUCCCUUAUCGCGGCACGUAGCGAUGUGUCCGAACUGAACGCAUAUCAGUUGUUGUUAAAAGAUUUGAAAAUCAUCUCACAAAACGAACGCACCGUAUCGGUACCAGGAUUUCCGAUGGCGGUACAAGAAUACUUAAAACUAUCCGACAGGAUGGACCACCUGCAACGGUUUGCAACCGAAACCGGUAGUAAUGUGGUGAUACUGCUCGGACUUAAUGUACUGCCGGACGGUAGCGUGCGUCGUGAUGUUGGCAUUAUUCCAAUCGAUGAUGAACCACUGGCGGAGAAAAUUGUUACAGCGCUUCAGACAUGCCAGGAGAUGAACUUUGAGCUUGAGGAACUACCAAGUUCGGAUGGGAAAGGCAAAUUUUUUCAACAACAUAAUUUAAAAGCGUCACGAAAACAAUUGAUGCCGAUCGUUAAGAGUGUGCUUAGCGCAAUCAUAGUGUGA
This is a messenger RNA of Anopheles maculipalpis, 1163 nucleotides long. It is a transcript of the gene pn, whose product is annotated as exopolyphosphatase PRUNE1. NCBI's taxonomy places the organism in Eukaryota, Metazoa, Arthropoda, Insecta, Diptera, Culicidae. The transcript has 4 exons. Gene Ontology annotation, cellular component: cytoplasm. The record is from RefSeq and is a predicted model, not a curated record. Gene Ontology annotation, molecular function: exopolyphosphatase activity. Bases 24 to 1163 code for a protein of 379 amino acids.